Messenger RNA from Stylonychia lemnae, 7437 nucleotides. NCBI's taxonomy places the organism in Eukaryota, Ciliophora, Spirotrichea, Sporadotrichida, Oxytrichidae. The record is from the annotation of a GenBank genome assembly.
AUGAAUAUAGGCAGUAAUCUGAAAUAGAAGUAGUAGCCUCCGUAAUUUUCAACAACUUUGCAGUCAGGCAUCAGGCCUGGGCAACUAAUUACCUCAAUGAAUGGUUUGCCUUCACCAAAUCCACUCACUAACCCAUAGUUAAUGCUUAAUACUGCUAAGUCAAUGUCAAGUGCUUAGUUAAACUUUGGAGGUACUACAUCUAAAAACGCUACUAAGGUAUUUGAGUAUGAGUAAAGCGCUGAUAAGAUGCAUGGAACAAUCAGUGGGGCAUAUGAUAUAUAGCCGCAAUAUUCAGUGCAUUCCCCUCUCAGGAAUAAUGAAAAUAGGAGAGAUUAUUUGAAUUAGCAGUUUACCAAUAAUACUAAUAUCUCGACAGGCAAUCCAAUGAGCCUUUAGGGAGAGUCCGCAGUUAGAGGCAGGAGAUUAGGAGGUAAAGAGUUAGAUGUCGUAUGUAGUAUAGGCUCAUAAGAUGCAUUCAAUAUUGAGUUAUUGAACUCAUAUAACUCUCAGGGAUUUGAGUAUUUAAGUAAUCAACUAGGUCUGCAAGUAAGAGAUAGAAGCGAACACUCCAAAGAUGGAAAGAGUAGUGGAACAAAUAAUAAUGCUUUUAAAACCAGAAAGGGUUCGACUGACUCUCAGGCCAGACAAGGGAGAUUUAAUUCACAUGGGAGAAGUGAUAAGAAAAGAGGUAAAUCAAGCUCUAAUUCUUAGAGCCGAUCAAAAAAUCCUCAUGAUUAACGUAUAGCUGGCCUAAAUUAUUAAGCACUUAAUCCAAGCAAAAAUCCUACUCACACAUUAAGUAGCACAAUGAAAAGGCCAAAUAGUGCAAGCACUAAAAAUCUUAAAAAGACAACAUCUAUGGCAAAUAUAUAAAAUGGUCCCAAAAAUAUGGUUACUUCACCUACUUAGGCUAAUUUGAUUAGAGAUGUUUCAACAAACUUACUCCCUCCUAAGAACCCUAAACCAAAUAGAAAUUAAACGUAUGCCAAACUCCCUGGAAAUAUUAAUUAGCCAGUAGGAGCUCAUCCAUUAACUGGAUAAUCUUAAUCUUCAGUAUCUAAUUCAACAAGUAAUAAAAGAGCACCAUCAAGCAGUUUAGAAAGAAAAUCAAAUCUAGGUAAUUCAAAAAGUAACUUUAACACUCAUAGCCAAGAAUUGGCUACGUUUUCUCCCGUAAGAAAAAAUUUGAUAGAUUUUAACACAUAACCAACAUCAAAUCAUAAAAUAAUUAACUCUGGAGGUAAGAACUAGAUGUCUAGGAAAAAAAAUAAAUUGAAGCAAUAAUCUAAUACAAAGGUAAAAUCACCAGUGGGCCACAUUUACACUUCGGAUACUUAAAACUUGUAAAUGCUAUCUCCAAAUAUUGGUAGAAUCAAGUUAGAUUAAAUAAUAAACGAAGAAAACAAGGAGGACAGUUUUAAUAGACAGCCAUUGUCUUCAUUCGAUACUUCUGACUUGAAAAUUCAUCAUGAUAACCCAAAUUUUGGUCUCAGCUAAAAUCACCACAUAAUGUCUGGGCAGUAAUUUGAUUCUCAAGAUUCAUCACUUUCUAUUAGGAUAUAGAAUAAUAAUCAGGCAACUCACUAAAGAAUCAUGCAGUCUGAUCCUAAAAUUCAUGAGGAGAUCCAGAAAUAGCUGUAUCAGCAUAUUUUGGAAGAAGACAAAAAAAAGAAAAAAGCAAUGAAUCUCAGGAAAAAUAAGGAAAAUGUUGAAAAACUAUUAUAAAGCAAUGACCUUUAAUUGUAGUAGCAAAGAAAACUAAAUAACAAGGAGCAUAUCAAGUAAAUGAUGGAGUAAUAGCUAUAAAAAUUAAGUCUUGCCAAGAAACUCAAGAAACCUCUACCUACAAACCCUGUAGUUGACCAAUAAUAGAAAGAGUAUGUUAAAAAGGAGUAGGAAUAACAAAAGAUAAAACGCUAAUAAAGCAGAGAGUAAUAUCAUAAAUAGAGGGAAGAAUUGUAGGAAAUUAGAGUAAUGAUGUAAGAUACACUGAAACAGCCACUUAAGACUUCAAGUUCUAAUAGCCAAACAAGAAAAAGAACUGAUCUAUCAAAAAGUCAAUAAAGACCAUUUAGUGCUAAAGUAGGUGGGGAUCAAACAUAAUAACUAUUAAUUAAAGUUCCACCAGUUCAUAUAGAAUCAAGCCCAUAUGAUCCAGUUUACCAUCAGUAAUAGCCUAACCCUCAUACGGAAACUUCUCCACUAAAGAGUAAUAAAUAUGACCACAAUAAAGCCUCUAUGGCAUCAGGUGUCACUUUAAGUGAAUAGAAUUAGAAAAUCUAUGAUUAAAUGAAACCAGAAAUUGCUGAAUUUGUCAAGAAACAAAAAAGAGAGAGAUCUAAGAAGAGAAAGAUGGAAGAAGAACAGGAAAUCAAUCAAAUUCAAUCUAAAGCAAUAGGCUUGCAACUAUUAAGACAAAAAUGUGAAAAGGGCUUAGACAAUCUGAAAAGUUCUCAUUAGUUAGGUCUUAAUAGAAAGAUUAGAAAAUCUUAGAAGAACCUAAAAUCAUAGAAGACACUUGAUAGUGUAAAGGAUCCAAACAUCUUGAGAAAGGCUAUGUAAGCAAGAUCUAAGAGUAAAAAGAGAAUAGAUGAUGAAAAGGAAAAUAGAAGACUUAGCAUCAGCCCAGGUAAAUAGCAUUCACAAUAAUUAAAUUCUAAAGAGGGGAGAAGUGGCACAAAAUCCAGAAGUGAUAAAAAGAGAAAACAAAAGUAACUUCACAAUAUGAUGUCUGAGGCAUAACUUCAUAACAUGCAAUUGAAUGUAAUGGAGCUACUUCAAUAAUAAAACCCUCCAUCCCAAUAAGCUCAUAAGACACUAAGAACUUCCGGAGAAGCUAAAACCAAAUUAGGUCUUAAUAAGAAUUUAAAAUCUCAAACAGUAGCCAAUCUUCACUAAGCUCUCUUCUAGCAAUAACAGGAGGGAAUAGGUGCAAAGAAAAACUAAAUUUAGAUAACAAAAGCAAUGCUAAAGACUAUUUAGAUGAGAAAGCAAUCUCAGAAAAGUUCUUAGUCUAAUUCACAUUAUGAUGGGGACAAGUCAUCCCAAAACUAAUAGGAACUUUCAUUUAAUUAACAGUAGUAACAGUAAAACAUAAUGGUUUAUCCUCCAUUGGAUUAAAACAAUCAAAUGAGCAUCAUGAUGUCCUCUCAUCCUAGUAGCAUCAAGCAUCUUCUUGAUUAAAACCAUUUGCCAGGUAAUGACUAUAACCAUAUGUUUAUGAGUGAAUAACAUCAAGAGUUGACUCCAAUAAUAUAAAAUAAGGGGUCAAAGAGAAACUAAGGAAACUAACUAUUUCAUCACAACAUGGAGAUGUCUAAUCCAAAUGAUAACAAGUAUAAUCACGGAAUUAGACCAAUAGACAGCCUCUAGAGCUUCUAGCUAGGCCCAAAUCCUAUUUCAAGUGUUGGCCAAAGCAGAGACGACAUCAGCAUCUUUAAAUCUCAAGAGAAUUUCAAUGAUCAAUAAAUGAUUAAGGUUGAUCCUUAUUAUCAUGACCAUAGACCCUAAUCGUCAUAGAAUGCUUAAGCAGAAAGAUAACUUAGAAGUAGAUCAGGAAGUAUCGAGGGUGGUAGCACCUAAGCUAAAUAAAAAUCAAACAAAAAGAAGAGAUCAAAUAAAAAAUAGAAAAACCCAGUUCUAAAAUAGUAAAUUGAGACGAUGUAAUAAUAGGUUUAAAUUUAAUAACCUGUAAUCUUACUGAGUCCUUCAAAAUCAAGUAACAUAGCUGAUAAUGUGAGAUAAAAUUCUGGAUCUAAAACAAGAAAGAGUUAAAUUGGCUAGUCAUCAUAGCAAAGAAAAGGCAGUGCAGGCUACAAGAGAAACAAUGCCUAGUAGCAACCACUUGUUUAAAUGAAUACGAUUGGAGUCAAUAACCAGGUUAACUUAAAUAAGAUAAAACAAAAUAAUACUAAUGCAGUAGCCAGACCAAGAUCAGCUAACAUUAUGACAAAGGCAAAUAUAAUAGAGAUGCUCUAACAAAAGCAGCAAUAAGAUCAAUAAGAGAAGAUUUUUCAUUUUAUGAGACAUUAAGCUUCAGUCACCAUUCAAAAGAACCUUAGAAGAUUCCUCGCUAAAAAGCAUACUAUCUAACUUUAAAGAGAGAAAUCUAAGGUAGAGAGAGAUUUAAGGCUUGUAUAAUAAAAAUACUGGUCUUAAUAACAAUAAUAGCAAUAGAUCAAUGAUAAUCAGCCAAGGAAAUAAAAGUCUCCUAUAAAGUAACUAUUCUCAGAGUCAGCUAAUCAGUAAGUGUAGUUCAAUAACAACAUUAAUAUACUUGACGAAGAAGUUAAAAAUGAUAGAAAUGAGAGAAGCGUCACUAGUAGUUAUGACUCAAAGCCAUCUCAACUAUCAAGAAGUGAGGCCAAUCUUAAGCAUUUAAUAGCUUAGGAAUAAGAUAAAUUUAAAAAGUAAAACAGACCAGGAUCUUCUGAUAACUUAAAGUAUAAUAAGAACUAAAGUCUAAUUAAAAAUGACUCUAUAAGUGAGAAGAGCUCCAAGAAUGCAACUGAUAAGAGAUCAUAAUCGAACUCUCAAUAGCAAUAGUAAAUGAAAUAGUCAUAAUUACAGUAGCCUAAAAGAAUCGAAGCAGUUUAAUUGAUUGAUAUCGAGUAAGAGCCUAGAAUAAGCAGAAACCUUAAUGACUAAUUUGAUUCUAUGACUAGUUUAAAUAGACUUUCAAAUGAAUUAAAUUUCAAAGAUCAAUCUAAAGAGGAGAGCAGUAUAAAAAAUCAGAGGAAGUUGGAAGAGUCUAAAGUUUAAGAUUCUUUCCUUAAGAGUGUCGAAAUGCAUGAGUCAUUUAACAGACCACUGCAAACAAACUCUUAAUUACAUAAGAAGUUAGCAGCUCAAAGGCCAAAGAAUGAAGAUAACCUUGGAAAUUUCUACAACAAUAGCCAUCAAAUUCACAGCAAUUCUCAGAUACUUAGCAGUGAUGAAAGAGAUAUAUCUUGGCAAUUCGAUAGAAGAUCUUUCUAAGACCUGUUUGACCCCUCAUCUCAGAUUCUUAAUAAAGAAAGCAAGAGAUAAUCACUAGAAGCAGUGAUGACUAGUGAAUAAAAAGCUGUCUUACCAAGUAACAUCUACAACUAGUAUGAGAAUUAUAUGAAUGAGAUGUAGAAAAAAGCAGAUUUGGGAAGACAAGAACUUAGCAAGCUAAGUGAUCGACUAUAUCUCUCACCAGCUAGUAUGAAGAAGAAGCAGUAACUUUAAAAAUGGGUUGAAAGAUAAGAAGAUGAGCUAAAUCAAAAGAAGAACUUUAUGAAGGAGAAUAUUGAUGAAUUCAUUUAAAAGUUGUAACACGAAUUUCAAGUACCAAAAAUUAAACAAGGAUCAGGCAGAAAGGACUCUGUGAAGUUUAAUGUUUCUCAUGAAAUAUCCUAAAUAGAUAUGUCACUUGGUCACAUUACUUCUUCAAGCAUCAGUGCAACUCCAAGAAUAUAUAAUGCAAACCAAAUGAUCUAAAAACAAUAGGAAAAAUAGCAAAACAUAAGUGUUAACAACAACAGUAAUCAAAUUAAUCAGAAUAGUAUCAUUAAUUAAAGCGAUAGAGAAAGUGUAGUUUCUAAGCCAAACAAAAAGCUAUUCGAUUAUAAGAUCCUAUCUAACAAAGAUUAAUCCUAAACAUCUGCAGUCCAAUAGCCUUCGAAGAAGCUUAGCGAAUAGAGUCUCAAUAAACUUGUUCAUGAUGAGAGCAAGGACUAAAGUGUCAGAAGCAAAAUUAAAAGUCAAAUUGGCAGAGAUAGCAGUCUGAUGGACCAGAGCUCUAGGCAAAUCGGAACUGAGGAAAUCAAACUUGAAUUUAAUAAUGACAACGAAGGUGAGCGAAGUAACAUAUUCAAAUCUAAUCUGUUUGAGCAAGAGUAAAAAUCAAGCAAUACCUCUAAAUCAUUCGCACAUUAAGCACAAAGUGAUAAAAAUCUCAGAGAAUAAUCGGAGGGUGUUACAACUAGCAACAAUGAUGAUGGCUACCCAGUUGAUGAGGAUGAAGGAGAGAGCUUAUCUAAGAUGGAGCCUCCACAGUUUUAGUCCCCUACAAUGUCAGCUAUAUCUCCAAACUAAUAAAUGAAGGACUAUUUUAGCGAUGAAGAAGAAAAAGUAGGUCCUCAUCCCUUCUAAAUAGGUAAAUUCCAAGACAACAAUAAUGAUAUGUCGAAAAAAUCAAAGCAAGAUGAGUUCAAAUUUGGAGGUGUUGAUAGUGACAGAGGCUAUAAAGAUGCGUUUAUGGCUUUAAAGGAGCCAGAACAACCAAUAACAAUGGAAAAGGCAAAGUAAAUUAUUGAAGAAAAAGAGUAAAGAGAGGUCUAAACAGAAAUACUUACAGAUUUCAUUCUAGGCUUGUUAGUAGAACAGCUGAAAAUGAACUUAUUCCCAAAGAGAGUAAUAAUACCCAUGAAAUCACCUUCGAAAGAGGAUAGCUUUUCUAAUAAUGAAUCUUAACUAAGCUAAUUAGUGGAUAGUGACCAUAAGAAUGCAGGAAUUGAAGAGUUUGAAAGUUAAAAGCAAACUACUAUUGACGAUUAGAGCACAUUGAAUCUUCAGCCACAAGAAAGCUAGACUAAACUCGAAUUGCCACCUUAACCUCCUAAAAAGAAGAGAGUGAGAGGUAUAAAGACUACGAUGCGUAUUGUCGAUCAGUAUGUCGCUUAAGUAUUCAAGAAAGUGAAGGAAUCUGAGGAUGAAUUUGUUGAAAAUCUAUCCACCCCACUCAACAAGGAUCCUCUAGAAAUCCUGCUACAUCUUCAAAAUGCUGUUUUGGACAAUGAAUUUGAAAAUGCUGUCGCUUUCCAACAAUCAGUGUUGCCAGUAGAUCUCUAUCUGGACCUUGAGAGAAAUAAACAAAGUGUUUAAGCAGUUGACUUUAGUGAUGAUGAGGAUGCAGUUAAUAACAGAAGUAUGAUGGGUGAAUGGGAGAAUAUUCAUAACAAAGUUAUUUUCGACGGCAUCAAUGAAGCUCUUGAUAAUUUUAGACCUUAUGGGUUGAGAGGUCCUCCAAUGCCAUGGAGUCAACAGACAAGAACAUUGACAUAUAAGAAUGGACAGUAGAUUGAUACUGUAUUGAAGCAAGUGAGAUUAAAGGUGAUGGAGUGGGCCAGAACUUUCUCAGGGGCGCUUCCUUGCUCUGAGUUAUUGCUUGAGUAUGGUAUCAAAGGACCUUUAGAUGAGGACAAAUUAAAUUUGCUGAGAGAAGAGAGAUUAGCUCAAGUCCUUGCGGCUGAAAUAGAAGAGAAUGAGAUGUUAUGGACAGACUACGAGUAUGAAGAGACUUAGACUAAACUAGAUGUUGCUGACAUGAUCUUAGAAUUUUUAGCAGAAGAGGCAGCUAGAGAUCUAAACAAAAUUUAGCAAUCAAGAAUGCCACAGAACAUCCUAGGCGAUCUUAACAAUGACAGCACAACUAUGGCAAGUGCAUCAAUUUUAGCUUCUCUUAAGUAAUGA